AUGAUAAAUGAUAAUAACAAUAAUAAUAAUAAGGUGAGUAAACUAAUCCUCAAAAUCCCGUUCAAAGACAUUUGGAACGGGCAGAUCGACUGCAUAAUCGAAGAACUCUACUUACUGAUAGUCCCAUCAAGCCAAGUAAAAUAUGACCCGGAGAAAGAAGCGAAGUACUCAUUGGACGCGAAGCACGCGGAGCUUGCUCGCAUCGAGAAAAACAAGCAGCUGCUGGAGCAGUCUAAGCAGGCGGAAAAAAUCGACGACUCUAUGCUCGAAAAACUCCUCGCGCGGAUGAUCAAGAACAUCCACGUGGAAAUCAAGAGCAUCCACGUGCGCUACGAGGACCACGUGACCUUCAAGCCACACGAGUUUGCAAUCGGCUUGACACUAAACCGGUUAGCACUCGAGUCCUGCAACACCUCCUGGAUGACCACGGAGAACAUGAAGGACAUGUACUUGAUCCCGCAGAUCUUCAAGCUACUGACCCUGGACGGGUUCUCCAUCUACUUAAACCCGAGUCUGAUGCAGUUCAGCAAGCAAGCCUCCAGCACCUACUUGAAGCUGUUCCACGACUCGAUAGCGACCACAGAGAACAUUCCUCCGGACUAUCAGUACCUUUUAGGACCAAUCAACGUCAAAGCCAAGCUUAAGCUCAACCCCAAGCCGGAGACCGACGGGAGCAACUACCAGAUCCCUAAAGUCUGGCUGGAUCUCGAGAUGGAGAAGCUGAGAAUUGGCUUGACCAAGCGGCAAUACGCCACCUUGCUGCAGCUCGGAGAAGGUCUCGACAGAGCGAAGAAAGCAGCGCCGUUCCGCAAGUUCCGUCCCGAUGUUCCAAGUUACCGCGGGCACUACAAAGAAUGGUGGCAGUUCGCGUAUAAAUGCGUCCUUGAGGAACACGUCGUAAGAUGUCGCCGGAACUGGAACUGGGCGCACAUGAAGGAACACCGCGACCUCUGUCGGGAGUACGCGGAAGUUUAUCAAACUAAACUAACCUCUAAAAAGCCUGUUCCGGCGAUAGAAGAACGGCUGACGCACUGCGAGCGACAUCUGGAUCUUUUUAACCUAGUUGUGAUUCGGCAGCAAAUAGAACUAGAAGUAGAGCGACUCGCUGAGAAGCAGAAGAGCAUCAAGGCUGAGCGAGGAUGGUUCGGGUUCCUCUGGGGUUCCUCUCAGCAGAAAGAAGAGGAGGAACUCAAUUCAGCUGCUGCGAUUAUGAAAAAGUUCCAAGAUGCUAUGACCCCGGCGGAAAAGGAAAAGUUGUACAGAGCUAUUGAUUAUCAGGAAAAUUCUGCACCAGCUCAUUAUCCGGAGCACUAUGAAAUGGUGGACAUGAUGUUCUAUCUUCAUGGAUUGCAGAUUAUUGUUUCUGAUACGGAUAAAGAGGAGCCUAGUGUUCUGGAUGUGGCGCUAAAUGGCGUACGCAGCGCGUUUAAACUUAGGCCGGCUGCUAAUUCGGUUUUUGUUACUGUUUCGCUGAAGGAGAUGCGGAUGCUUGGGGUUAAGCAGGCGGAUGAAGUACCCAAGUUGGUUCUCAGUGAACAUGAACACUCGGAUGUGCUUUUUAGUGUUAGUUAUGAAAAGAACCCGCUGGAUAAAUCUUGUGGGGACAGGGUUAUUGUUAAUUCUAAGGCUGUUCAUUUUGUGUAUGAUGCGCAGACCAUUAUUGAAUUGGUUAAAUUAUUCAAGAUCCAGCAGGCAGCUGCAGAAAGAUUAGAAGGCUUGAAAGAAAUGUCAGCCUUAGGACUGGAAUACGCGAUCCAAAAGCACUCUCAACUGGACAUCCAAGUAGAUUUAGAAGCUUCCCAAUUAAUUGUCCCACAGAACGGAUUCUACCGCGAAAAGGAGUCAAUGAUCGUGAUAAACCUCGGGAGCCUGAAAAUACACACCCUGGCGAAGCCAAAAGACGAGAUGUCCUCGCAGACAGUGCGACAGCUGGUCAGCAUGGGCAAGAGCGAGGAAGACAUCAUGUCGCACUUGCGUGAGCACUCUUACGACCGGUUCGCGCUUAAAAUUGUCAACUUCCAAGCGCUGGUGGUGACAAAAAACGAGGACUGGAGAGUUGGACUGUCAAUGUCCUCCAGCCCGAUGGUGAUCCUGCAGCCUACUACCCUGGAGAUUCAGUUCCACAAGUGCCUCGUGACCGACGACCCGGUUCUGCCCAAAAUGAGGAUCAUCGGAGAGUUGCCUUCUUUGGCGCUCUGCAUUCCUGGAACUCGGCUCCUGGAGGCCGUUUCUAUUGUCCAGAGUAUUCCCUUCCCCGAAGAUGAGUCUGAGCUUCAGCCUAUGCCUCUUGCUAAAUCCAUGUCACAGCUGUCGAUCAAUUACGUCAAGGAGCUCGCCAAACCGGUUGUUGAACUUACUGAGGACGUAGUCGUGCAAACUACUGAUCUAGAAGCGAAGUUUGUGAUGCAAGAGUUCACUUUGACGAUCUUUAAAACUGAGGAAGUCCAGCCGUUUAUAAAAGUUGAGGAUAUCAAGCUGAGAUUGGGAGGAAUCCAGGUGACACAGUACCACAAGGACGAGAAGAUAUUUAUGAUAAACACGCCGAUGACUUCUGGACACCAAGUGUAUCUGAUAGUCCUGAACUUCAUGGCCGUGAACAAACGCUCGCCGGAAUUCACGACCCGCCACGGCUCGGUGGUUAAUCUUCUUAGGCUUGAGUUUACUACCCUAGAUGUUCUUCUGCACCAGGAGUCGCUCAUCAGCGUCCUGAAGUAUAUCAACGAAGUCCAGGACAAAGUCACUCCAUGCAGUUCGUUAGAAUCUAGAGUUGCGACCACCAGAGAUAAGUUUUCUCAACUUUCCACGAUCCAGGAAGACACCUCGAUGUUUUUCAAAGAUCAGCAGAAAAAAGCCAAAAGCAGGAGUAAGAAAGUCGUUGUAGAGUGCAUCGAUUUGAAGAUAAAAGCCAAAUUUGGAACCAUUAGUCUGAAGAUUGCCAAUGAUAAGCAGGAAAUUAGUGCGUUCUUGAUUCAAGGAAUCACUGCGGGGUAUAUUAUGAAGGUGUCUUACUCUCAAGCAAACGUAAACCUAACCUCAAUAAUAAUCCAGGACUUAAACCCGAAGUCAAUUUACAACAACAUAGUCUCCGUAGAAAGUGGGGAAUCUUUACAAGUCCAAGCAGUGAUUUACAACGUGGAAGCUCAUGAAAACAAGAACAACAUGUCUAUAAAAAUAAACAUGGGUUGCCAUCGUGUAGUAUUCCUCAACGACUUUGUCUCCCGAGUGAUGAACUUCCUGAACAACUUCCAGGCGGCGCAGGAGGCAAUCGCCGAAGCUUCAGCGGCAGCCGCAGAGGUCGCUAAGACCAACAUAAAAGACGCUCAAGCUUCCGCAACACGAGUCGAACUUUCAAUAAAAUUAAAAGCGCCUGUAAUUUACGUUCCUAUGAAUUCUAAAUCCGAGCACUGUCUGAUGUUAGACAUGGGAGAGCUAACAAUUUACAACAGCCUUAAAACUCUCAACGUUGAAGAAGAAGAGGCUCCAGUAGUCGACGAAAUGAAGAUAGAGCUCGCUAAUUUGAAGCUAUCACGCGUUAGACUGACGGAAAAUUUCCAGAUGGAGAACGAAAUAUUAUUGUUGCAGCCAGUGAGCUUCGGACUGUUGAUAAAGAGGAACUUGUCUUCUUGGUACACUUCAAUCCCAGAUAUCGACAUGUACGGGCGACUUAAACAGAUUGAAGUGCUGCUUAGCAAGCAAGACUACGCCAUGAUCCUCAAAGUCCUAGAAGAGAACCUCAACGAGUCUGAUGAGUCUCCAGGUCAGAAAGAAACUGCUCGAGAGCGAAAAGACAUCCAAAGAACCAACGCCCGAGAAGUGGACGUUCAUAUCACCGAACGGCAAACUUCCGAGGGUCAAAAAUCAGCCAGAGCUUCGGUUAAGUUCGAGUUCAUCAUGGACAGCUUCGUGAUAAACCUCUUUACCGGCGGAUCCAAGCUGCUGCAGAGCAAAACUUCCCCUUUGCACUUGCCGGAAAAUGGUCUUGCCCAAUUUGGGCUGACGCACUUUGCAGUCAAGGGGACUAUUUUUGCUGAUGGGUUACUAGCGACCUCCAUAUUGCUGAUGAACUGCACUCUGGACGACAAAAGACAGAACCGACAGGGUCAGCUGACUAGAAUCAUGGAACGGACUAACCCUCUGACGGACGCUGAGGAAAACUCUAAGCGCAGCAUGUUGGACGUAACAAUCCGCCAGAGUGUCAAUGAUAUCUUUGUUGAUGUUAAGGUCUUCUCUUUUAGUAUUAUUGUGUCGCUGGAUUACCUACUGAAGAUAAAGGACUUCUUUACCAUCCAAGCAGUGCAAACUCAACCGCAGGUAACCGUCCAGAAGUACACGGAGGUAAAGAAGAAAGCCGCUGCUAGUAACCAAUCAAUGAUCACCUUAAACCUCCAUAUUGAAAAACCCGACAUAAUCCUAAUGGAAGACAUGGACAAUAUCGACUGCAACUGUAUCGUAAUGAACACCGAGUUGGUAAUCAAAGUCCGGCUGAUAGGUGACCAUCAGGUGAUAAACGGCUCAGUUACCGACCUCUCGGUCCUCACAGGGAUUUACAAUCCCACCAAGCGCGCUGAUUCUGCCUACCAAGUCCUGAAGCCCUUCAGCGUGAGCAUCGCAGGUUCCACUCCCGAUAACAAAGGUCUGCAUAUCGACAUCUGCUGUACCGACAUCCACGUGUCGGUAUCUCCGGGAGUGAUAGAGAUUCUGAGCCGCGUGAUGCGAGGACUGACCUCUAGCGACGAACAAGCGGACCAAUUUAUAAGACCGGAUCCAUCUCACCAAGGAUUGUGGCUCAUUACGCCCUAUGACGAAUCCGAGUACUGGUUCCUGAAGACAGAGGUCGCCACUGAGGCGUUCGAGGAACUGAAUUUCGUGGAAGACAGUGUGGUGGCCUACAAACCGGAGUUGGCAAUUGUUUCAGCGCCUAAUAUUCUUCUAACACUGGAAGCGGGGGUCGGUAACAAGACUCUGCCGAUGCUGAUGCUAAAUUUAGGCUUCCAGAGCAGUGUUAAUGACUGGAGCACCAGAACUAUGAGCAUAGAGGCGACCAUUUCGGUGAUAAUGGCGUAUUACAACAGCAGGCUCGCCCUUUGGGAGCCGCUGAUAGAACCCGUGGAGGUUCUGAGGCAGAACGGCGAGCGGAAUUCAAGUUCCUGGGAACUCAGGAGCAAGAUUCAGUUCCAUGAUCUGGCACCGGACUCCAGAGGCGCUAGUGCUGUUUCUCCGAGCUGCGAAAGCGAGCCUGAGGAUUUGCACCAGUCAAAAAUGUCAAUUGACGUUGAUUCUUCGGAGAAUUUAGAGAUUACCGUCACCAAAACUUGUUUUGAGGUUAUGGAACAGCUCAGCAAGGCCUUUACUAGCGCCAUGGACGCCAAGGAAUCGGUUCCUCGGCUUGCUCCUUAUGUUCUGAAGAACGAAACCGGUCUCAAGCUGACUUUAGACCUCCAAGCGAGUAAUUUUGUUAUUUUAGACAAGAAUUUACAGCCUGAGGGCAAAGAAGAUGAUAAGUACAAAGAAGUAGUUCUUGAAACUGCCGCUACGAUACAAUUGGCGCCACUGGUUGAUAAAAGAGACUCUGUUAUGCUUGAGCAGAUGAGAACUUCCGUUCAGAUGAACAAUGAUUAUAAUUUAAUGAUCAAUUUUGAUGGGAUUGAUAAUCAGCUGGUAAUUCCGGUUCUCAGGGCGGAUAAAAGGUUCUUCUCGUUGAAGUACAGAAAGGAAAGCUCGGAAGAGUGGGGGAUUAUUUCGGAUGUUGUUGUGGAAAAUGGCAGCACUGUUGUAGCCUUAAGGAGUGUCUUGCAAGUUCAUAAUCAUUUUACGGAGACUGUUUCGGUUUAUUAUAUGACCAAAAGGGGAAAUGAGGUGGAGUGUGUCGGAAAUGUUAAACCGGAGGAGAAACUUAGCUUGCCGCUGGAUGCUGUUUAUACGCCGACUAAUAUUUACUGGCUGUUCUUUAGUGUUGAGGGGUAUAUGGUCUCUGUUGAGCCUUUUGUGUGGAAGGAUUUACAGAAGACACUUAGUAUGACGAAGUUACUUAAGUGCGAGCCGAGGAAUAAACAGUCCAAAGAACCGUUUUAUAUGCAGGUCGUUGGUGAAAUAGAACAAGUGUACUUUGAAAAUACAACACGUCAUACAAUGUCAAGUACUAUUUAUAAUAUACAUUUGUAUCCGUCAGUUUAUUUAAAAAAUUUCCUGCCAAUUGAUAUUGUUAUAAUAUUACCUGGUAUGGUGGAAGAAAAAGUUGUUAAAGCUAGUACAACGAUACAACUACCGACUGUUGACUCUAAUAAUUCAAAUAUUAUUAUCAAGGUAUUCAAGAGGACAAGUAUUGAUAGCGGAGAAAAGAGAGAAUGGUCGAGCUACAAAAGUAGUACAACAGUGUUUGCAUAUGCCGUCUCCUUGGCACUUGAAUCUUUUAGAUAUGUAAACGCGUUCAGCCGGGAUAAAGUGCUUACAGAUAAAUGUACCAGUUUAAUUAACGGUGGUAAAACCAAGCCAACACCAGUUGAAGAAGAGAUCUUCUACGUCUCCUUCCUGGACGGGUUCCAACGAGUGCUUUUAUUCACCAACAAUCUCAAGAUUGCUGAAGAUUGCCAGCUUGUGGGCGAUUUGGAGGUCAUCGACCAGGAAGUUACCUUAAACAUCCACGGAGUGGGACUCUCUUUAGUCAACAAUCUAACCCGAGCUGAGCUGCUGUACCUAAGAAUCGCCAGCUCUGGGAUAAUUUGGGAGACCAGGAAGACAAUCGGCAGCCGCUGGAAGCCUCUGACCUCCACUGAAGUCCUAGUAAUUGAAGAAGGCUACCAGAAGUACCUUCGAGAGGUCCAACUUGGUACCGAGCCGCCCUACAGGGUGAUGCUGGAGCCCAAAUUGAUGGUAGACUUCCAGAACAUGGAGAUGCUCAGGCCUCAUAGGAGGUACAUGCGAAGGACCUUCCAGACUGGGCUCUGGAUCCAGUACCGUAGCUCCGCUCAUCAAGUCCAGCUUCAUGCUAAGAUAAACAGGCUCCAGAUAGACAAUCAGCUUGCUGAGUGUGUCUUCCCGGUGAUCUUAGCUCCUGUUCCUCCGCCAAAAAGUGUCGCGAAUUCGGUGAUCAAACCUUUUGCGGAGCUGAGUUUGGUCAAGCGGCUUCUGGAGCACAGCACUGUCCAGCAGUUCAGGUACUUCAAGUUCCUGAUCCAGGAGUUCCAUGUCAAGGUUAACGAUGCUGAAGAAACAAGAUUAUUCGCAGUAGACAUGAAGCUGGUUGACGAACCACUAAUGUACCACGUCGCAAUGAUAACCACAGCCGAGCAAAAGAACUUCUUUGACCUGCUCCACUUCUCUCCCUUAAAAAUCCACGUUAGCUUCUCCAUGACCGGCGGAGGAGGAGGUCCCAGUGCUGUUCCCCAGUUCCUGAACGUCCUGCUCCAAGGAAUCGGAGUCACUUUGACGGACAUCAACGACAUAGUCUUCAAGUUCGGGUACUUUGAGCGAGACUACGUCUUCAUGACCAACAACCAGCUAAUCAAUGAAGCGACUAGUCAUUACACCGGCCAGGGAAUCAAGCAGCUUUACGUCCUGGUCCUGGGGCUGGAUGUCAUCGGGAAUCCUUAUGGCCUGGUCGUAGGAGCGAUGAAAGGAGUCGAAGACUUGUUCUAUGAACCCUUCCAAGGAGCGAUCCAAGGACCCGGUGAAUUCGCAGAAGGUCUUCUUUUGGGAGUCAGAAGCAUGCUUGGUCACACUGUUGGAGGCAUGGCUGGUGCAGUGUCCAAAAUCACCGGAGCUAUGGGCAAAGGUCUCGCUGCGCUGACCUUCGAUAAAGACUACCAAAGGAAGCGCCAGGAGGGGCUUAACAAGCAGCCUGCUAACUUGCAGGAAGGAUUGGCUAGAAGCGGCAAGGGUCUGGUCAUGGGAUUCGUUGAUGGAGUCACUGGAGUGGUGAUGAAGCCCAUUUCCGGGGCGAAGGAAGAAGGCGUCGAAGGGUUCUUCAAGGGCUUCGGGAAAGGAGUGGUUGGAUUGGUAACCAGACCCACUGCAGGAGCGAUUGACUUUGCAAGUGGAUCCUUUGGAGCUGUAAGGAGAGCCACGGAACUUUCUGAGGAAGUUAAGCGAGUUAGGCCUCCGAGGUUCCUCAGGCCUGAUUGUCUAGUCAGGCCUUUUAUUCAUGCCGAGGCUGAAGGCAACAAAAUUCUGUUCGACUUGGAGAAAGGUAAGUACGCAAAUACUGACGUUUACUUCCAUCAUACCUUCGUCGGGAAAGAUGUACUCUUGAUGACCGAUAAGAGGAUCGCGUAUAUUGAGCACAGCGACCUCUUUGGAGGCUGGAAGGUCCAGUGGGGAUACACCUGGCAGGAAAUCACUGAGCCUAGGAUUAUUGAAAAGGGGGUUCAGAUUUCGGUUAAGGAGGCAAGGAAGAAAAAACUUGGAGGGUUGUUUGGAUCCGAUGCUGCGGGGAAGAUUAUUCUUAUUAGUGAUCUUGCGGUUAAACAUCAGGUUUUUAAUAUUAUCAGGGAUAAAAUUGAAAAAAUUGAGUCGUAA
Molecule: messenger RNA, 8514 nt
Organism: Cotesia congregata
Lineage: Eukaryota; Metazoa; Arthropoda; Insecta; Hymenoptera; Braconidae
Source: the annotation of a GenBank genome assembly